Molecule: messenger RNA, 1398 nt
Organism: Funneliformis geosporum
Lineage: Eukaryota; Fungi; Glomeromycota; Glomeromycetes; Glomerales; Glomeraceae
Source: the annotation of a GenBank genome assembly
AUGUCAACCUACUCUUCGAUCCAAAUCGAAGGAGAAGGAAGGCCUUCUUCAGCAAGCAAUACCAUAUUCGAAAAUAAUAAUCCAAUAGAUCGGUCACCAUUAUUAAAUGGAGAUAUAGAGAUCGAGGAUGAAAGCGAUUAUGAGGAUGAAGGACACGGCGGACCACAUCAUGGAUUCGCUAGUUAUUACUCGUGCGCGAUCAAUCUUGCCAACACCAUUCUUGGAACAGGGAUGUUAGCUAUGCCAGCAGCCAUAGCAUCAGUCGGACUUUUACUUGGUAGUAUGAUGAUAAUUUUUGCGGCAACCACUUCUGGACUUGGAUUAUAUUUCUUGUCCCGUAGCGCUUCAUAUACAAAAAGUCGUAAUGCAUCAUUUUUUGCUGUAUCACAAUUAACUUAUCCAUCGGCAUCCUCAUUAUUUGAUGCCGCAAUUGCCAUAAAAUGUUUUGGAGUUGCCGUUUCAUAUUUAAUCAUUAUCGGUGAUUUAAUGCCGCAAGUGAUUAACGGUUUCGGAGAUAGUUUUGUCGAUGAGUACUCAAUAUUUAUGGAUCGACGAUUUUGGAUAACUGUCUUUAUGUUCGUCAUCGUACCUUUGGCAUUCUUAAAGAGACUUGAUUCUCUAAGGCAUACUAGUUUCAUCGCAUUAAUUGCUGUGGUUUAUUUGGUAUUUAUCGUUAUUUAUCAUUAUUUCGGACCUGAUUAUAAAGCCCCUCCAAAAGAAAAAAUACAUCUUGUGAAAUUUUCAACAAAAUUUUUUACAAAUUUACCAAUUUUUGUUUUUGCCUUCACGUGUCAUCAAAAUAUCUUUUCGAUUUAUAAUGAACUUGCGGACAAUAGUCAAAAAAAUAUUAACAGUGUGUACAUUGGUGCGAUCGGAACUUCGGCCACAAUAUAUCAGGUCAUUGGAAUAUUGGGAUAUUUGAGUUUUGGUGAUGACGUCUUUCCAAACGUCAUUUUGAUGUACAAAUCAAGUGUUUUUGUUACUAUCGGUCGUAUUGCGUUUGUGAUUUGCAUACUUUUCUCAUAUCCAUUACAAGCGCACCCGGCACGCGCUUGUCUAGAAAAAUUACUUUUUUAUAGAUCAAAAUCCACGAAUGGUUAUAAGAAACUUCCUUCAUCAGAGAUGUCAAAUGUAAAUUAUUUCGGAUUAACUACCGGUAUUCUGAUAUUUAGUUAUAUCAUCGCUAUAUCGGUGUCAAAAUUAGAUUUGGUACUUGCAUUCGUAGGAUCAACGGGAUCCACCGCAAUUUCUUUUAUAUUACCAGGAUUAUUUUAUUAUAAAAUUCAUGAAAAUGAUCCAUGGGAUAAAAAGAAAAUAUUGGCCAUGUGUUUAAUGAUUUAUGGUCUAUGCGUUAUGACCAUUUGUUUGACAUUAAAUAUCGUAAAAGUUUCAUCUUAA